Molecule: messenger RNA, 4773 nt
Organism: Scleropages formosus (Asian bonytongue)
Lineage: Eukaryota; Metazoa; Chordata; Actinopteri; Osteoglossiformes; Osteoglossidae
Gene: ppp4r3b
Product: protein phosphatase 4, regulatory subunit 3B
Exons: 16
Coding region: 528-2906 (792 amino acids)
Biological process (GO): protein dephosphorylation; DNA damage response
Cellular component (GO): protein phosphatase 4 complex; nucleoplasm
Molecular function (GO): protein phosphatase activator activity
Source: RefSeq, a predicted model, not a curated record
UAGAAACUCAGGCCUGUGGCGAAGUGUAGUACAGUAGAGUACAGUACAGCGCUGAUCAGAUGGCUACACGCUACUUCCGCCUUUUGAAUUCCGUCUCCGCGUUCACGUUGUACGUCAAACAGGUCUCUUUCCGGCCUCCGUAGCCCCUGCAAGGAGACCCCGCGGCGCGCUCCGCUCUGAUUGACGUAGGAAAAGAAAAGGCUUGAGAUCGGAUUACAAGAUGGCGGAUAGUGGUUUGUAGAAAGAAGCGGUCGAGAUACACAUUGUUUUGUACCUGUUACCUUCAAUUUUAAUUUCCUCGGCCGGGAAUAUCAGAGGAAGGUUUAUGUUUUCUUCAAAAUAUUACCAUGUUCUAUGAAGAGAUUUAAGCCGAGAUUCGGUGUUUUAGAGCCACGGGCUAGUUCGUAGCGCGUCUGGAACAUGCGGGUGGAAACAAAGUUAGGAGCUCGGGGUUGAGAAAAUCGAGUUCACCGAGAAACGCGGCCGGGGCAGCGGGACGGAAGCGGCGCGAGAGCGGGACGGAAGCCAUGUCGGACACGCGGCGGCGCGUGAAGGUGUACACGCUCAACGAGGAGCGCCAGUGGGACGAUCGGGGUACCGGCCACGUCUCCUCCACCUUCGUGGAGCGCCUGAAGGGGAUCUCCCUGCUGGUCCGAGCCGAGUCCGACGGUUCGCUUUUGUUGGAGUCCAAAAUUAGCCCCAACACGGCGUAUCAGAAACAGCAAGACACCCUGAUUGUGUGGUCCGAAGCAGAGAACUAUGACCUAGCGUUAAGCUUCCAGGAGAAGGCCGGCUGCGAUGAAAUCUGGGAGAAGAUCUGCCAGGUGCAAGGUAAAGACCCUGCGUUGGAGAUUACCCAGGACCCAAUUGAUGAGUCUGAGGAGGAGCGCUUUGAGGAGAUGCCCGAGACCAGCCAUCUUGUGGACCUACCACCCUGUGAGCUCGCUAAGCUGGAGGAGAUUGCUGACCUGGUCACUUCAGUGCUGUCCUCUCCCAUUCGGCGCGAGAAGUUGGCGCUAGCACUCAUGAGUGAGGGCUACAUCAAGAAGCUUCUGCAGCUGUUUCAGGUGUGCGAGGAUCUGGACAACCGUGAGGGACUCCAUCACUUGUAUGAGAUUGUGCGAGGUGUGUUAUUUCUCAACAAGGCGGCCCUCUUUGAGGUGAUGUUCUCUGAUGACUGCAUCAUGGAUGUGGUUGGUUGCCUGGAGUACGACCCUGCACUGGUGCAGCCCAAGCGGCACCGUGAGUUCCUCACCAAGACAGCCAAGUUCAAAGAGGUAAUCCCCAUCACGGACUCGGAGCUGCGGCAGAAGAUUCACCAGACCUACCGUGUCCAGUACAUCCAGGACAUCAUUCUACCCACCCCCUCCGUCUUUGAGGAGAACUUCCUCUCCACUCUCACCUCCUUCAUCUUCUUCAACAAAGUAGAGAUUGUCAGCAUGCUACAGGAAGAUGAAAAAUUCCUGACUGAAGUCUUUGCACAGUUGACGGAUGAAGCAACUGAAGAAGGAAAGAGAAGAGAAUUGGUCAACUUCUUCAAGGAGUUCUGUGCUUUUUCACAAACAUUACAACCUCAGAACAGAGAUGCUUUCUUCAAGACCUUAGCUAAUCUGGGUAUCCUCCCCGCACUGGAGAUAGUGAUGGGCAUGGAUGACCUGCAAGUUCGAGCAGCAGCCAUAGACAUCUUUUCCUACCUGGUCGAGUUCAGUCCGUCCAUGGUGCGGGAGUUUGUAAUGCAGGAGUCACAGCACACUGAUGAUGAUGUCCUGCUGAUCAAUGUGGUGAUUAAGCAGAUGAUCUGCGACACGGACCCGGAGCUGGGCGGUGCCGUACAGUUGAUGGGCUUGCUGCGUACCCUCAUUGACCCUGAGAACAUGCUAGCGCCUACCAACGUAGGCCCACGUCUUCCCCGUACCCCUCUCCAGGAACAUAAAACGGAGAAGACGGAGUUCCUCACUUUCUUUUACAAGUACUGCAUGCACGUUCUCACCGCCCCGCUCCUGGCAAACACGGCCGAGAGCCCAAAAGAUUCACCGGAAGGUUCUGCAAAGAUCAAUCCAGUUUGUCCUGAUAACUUCCAGACAGCCCAGCUCUUGGCACUGAUUUUGGAGCUGCUGACCUUCUGUGUGGAACACCACACCUACCACAUCAAGAACUACAUCAUGAACAAAGACCUGCUGCGCAGGGUGCUGGUGCUCAUGAACUCAAAGCACACCUUCCUGGCACUGUGUGCGUUGCGGUUCAUGCGGCGGAUAAUAGGGCUGAAGGAUGACUUUUACAACCGCUACAUCAUCAAAGGGAACUUGUUUGAGCCAGUCAUAAAUGCUCUGUUGGACAAUGGAACAAGAUACAACCUACUCAAUUCUGCCAUUAUUGAGCUUUUCGAAUUCAUCAAAGUGGAGGAUAUUAAAUCCCUUAUAGCACACAUUGUGGACAACUUCUACAAAGCACUUGAAUCCAUUGAAUAUGUCCAGACUUUCAAAGGCCUGAAGACACGAUAUGAGCAGGAGAAGAACCGACAGAAUCAGAGACUCAGCAGAUACCGUAGAGACACCAGGUCUCUGGAGGAUGAUGAAGAAAUGUGGUUCAAUGAAGAAGAUGACGAUGAAGAAGGAGAGGUCAUGGCGGAAAAGGGAAAGUCAGAGGAAGACUUUCCGGAGAGUUAUGGAAAAUAUAUGGAAGCAAAAAAAGGAGCAGCGAACGGGACCAGUGGCACCAAUGGGAAGUCUGCGGCUACACCUCCCAACCCCUCAAGUCCAAAUGGCUCCUCCGCAAAGUCGGCUGCACUGCCCCCUGCAGCUGUUUCCAAGGCUGGGUUGGUGGGUCUCGUGGACUAUCCAGAUGACGAAGAAGACGACGAAGAGGUGGAGGAUUCACCGCGAAAGCGCCCCCGCUUGGGCUCAUAAGACACGAGGUCCGUCCUCUUGGAGCGAGUCUGGCGCCACUGUUCCAUUGCCCUCUGGACUGAGACACCUCCGCGCCUCGUCCCACUUCCUCCAAUUCUGAUGAUCCCCACUGCCCACCUACUCUGCCCAUCCCUUCCCCAUCUCCUAUCUGAGGAGGACCAGAGGAGUCAGGAACAGUGCCAACAAUCCCUGCUGCCCCCCACUCCCUACCCCUGCACACUCUUGUCACACCUUCAGGAACAGAGCACAUCCUGUUUCCUGAACCAUUUUAGGCAUGGAGCAGGGGAUGAUGGGAAGGCCAGUCAAGCUAGCAGGACUAGCAGCUUAGUAAUGGAAGCUUGAUUGGCUUACCUUAAAAUAGCUACAGAUGUUGACACUUGAAGGGGGAACUAUGCAGGGGGGGAAGGAAAAAAGAUCUUAGUUCCAAGGAGCAGGACUCAAAAUUUUUAAACUGUCUCCAGUGUUGAGACUCAUGUAGGAACUGCAUCAGCCAGGAAUCUUGUAUUCAUAAUUUUAUUAAAAGUACUGUAAAGUGUGUUUCUUUUUUUAAUCCUUUGCCUCCAAUGAUUUGAAAAGGGAGAUACAUUAGCCCUCGUGGGACCACUGUUGAUCCUAAUUUUAAUUCAGAUGUUUUCAUUUGUUGUAGUAGGAAAGUUGCUAUGCUGGUUUUAAUUAAACGUAUGAAGUGCAGUAAAGGUUUGCUGCCGUGUUGGAGGAAUUCAGUAAGUUUUCAGCGUUAGGCCGCUUCAUCCUUCCUUCAGAAGCACCUUGUUUCCUCUGCCUCCCUCAUUUCAUUUCACAAUGUUCAUCUGUUCAGGGAAGUGUUUUAUCAGGUGCGGACAAGGGUGCGUUUGGCCUUUUGACGCUCUGUGGUGCUCGCACACUUCACUGCUCCUGGGUGGGGAUGCAUGUUCUGCUUCAACCAAAAGGGGGCGACACUAAUGGCAGCGAUGGCUAGCUGUGGGGUAGGUGGAACUGAGUUUAGCGCCGGUUGUUAAACAAUAGCCAUGGUAAAUCUGCAGACAUUCCGAUGGACAAAAUUUUUCAACUGUCACAAGAACUGUGAGCAUUUCAGUGUAAACAAGGUGUGCUGAAUUUGGGAGGAUAUACACAGUAAAUGAACAUUUUGAGAUUUUUUUUUUCCUCCGCACUCUGUCCAUGAAUUUUUGUACAAUUGCAUUUACCACUAUCUCAGUUCUACACCAUUUGUAUACCAUUUGAUAUUUGAAAUGUUUAAAAUUAAACGUGACCCUGGCAUUAAAUAUGGUAAGCUAGUUUUUUUUUUUUUUGUCAGAUCACUAUGGAACACAGGGUCCCUGGGAGGGGCACUUUUUUCAGGCUGUCAUCACGUCUUUCUUUUUCUUGUCACUUGUUCUGGAACAUCCACACUGUCAUUUGGGUCACACUGGAUAAUGUAUAUGCUGUUUGUGAAUGUACAAACGUUGAGUGCUGUCGCUACAGCAGGGCUUGAGGGCAGAGCCGAAGAGACGGCUGUCAGGGGCAUUAGGAGUUGCGCUGCUCAGCUGGAUGCGAGUGCAGGGUCAUGUGGCUCUUUGUACGCACCGCUGCCCUAUUAAUCUACCCUUCUGAGGUGAGUUACACCGCUGCUCUCCUAGUUUCACACUUUCUUCUACAGUGAGGGUCUGUUUUGUUAACUAAUGGUUAGUUUCCACCAGCAGACACCUCCACCUGUGCUGUUCUGCAAUGUUAACUUGUGGACAUUUAGACAUUAAGCAGCAAAAGGGGCAGAGCGUUGGUACCUCACAGUGCCUGAGCUGCUCGUUCAAAUUCAGCUUAGGAUGCACAGUCUUUGGUUUCCCUGCAUUUGUAACCCUGUGACAUGUCAAUGUUGAUGCUUUGCUCCUAC